Messenger RNA from Naumovozyma castellii, 1815 nucleotides. It is a transcript of the gene PRP40, whose product is annotated as snoRNA-splicing protein PRP40. Bases 1 to 1815 code for a protein of 604 amino acids. Lineage: Eukaryota; Fungi; Ascomycota; Saccharomycetes; Saccharomycetales; Saccharomycetaceae. The transcript has a single exon. The record is from RefSeq and is a predicted model, not a curated record.
AUGUCUGCUGCUUCGAUAAGUAAUGACCCCUGGAGGUCUGCGAAGGACGCCAAUGGAAGAACGUACUAUUACAAUAUCAAUACGAAGGAAUCCAGAUGGGAUCGGCCUGCUUCGAUGGAAGGUAGUACCAAUAAUGACGAUAGUGAUAAGAUGUUGCUAGAGCAGAUUGGUUGGAAGUCUAAUGUUACCAAUGAGGGGAAAGUCUAUUAUUACAAUUUGAAAACGGGAGAAUCUAGAUGGGAUGUUAAUGACUUGAUAAGGCAAGAGCGAAUGAAAAAUGCAAAGGGAAAGGAAGAACCAAAAGUCGAGGAGAAAAAAGAAGAGAAAGAUAAAGUUAAAACAGAUGAAAUACUGAAGGGAAAUAUAUUGAAACAGGAUAAUACUGAAGGAACUAAGUAUUCCAAUCAUUCAACCAUCAUGCACGUCACCAAGAAACUUCCGGAAGAUGCUGAAAUUGAUUUCAUGAAGAUGCUAAGGGAAAAUAAGGUGGAUUCUACUUGGUCAUUUAGUAAGAUUAUAACAGAGUUAGGAUCAAAAGAUCCCAGAUAUUGGUUAGUCGAUGAUGAUCCCCUAUGGAAGCAACAAAUGUUUGAAAAAUAUCUUUCUAAUAGAUCGGAAAAAGAAUUAUUGAAAGAACAUAAUGAAAUUAAUAAAUUCAAAGAAGCAUUUGUGGCAAUGCUGGAGGCAAACUCCAAAAUAACGUAUUAUACUCGAUGGCCAACAGCGAGAAGACUCAUUGCUAAUGAACCAAUCUAUAAACAUUCUGUGUUCAAUGAAAGAAUAAAGAAAAAGACCUUUCAAGAUUACAUUGCUAAAUUACAAAAGCAACAUCAAGAAACUCAAUCAAAACUGAAAGAGCAAGCACUAAUGGAACUGCGUGAAUAUUUGAAAUCAAUCCUUUUGAACAAAAAGAAAAAUAAUAGUGAUGGCGAACAAGAAGAAAAUACCAUGAUAUCGUGGCAAACGUUAUCAAAUAAUUUUCUUUUUGAAAAGAGUAAAAGGUAUAUGGCUAAUAAACAUUUCAAGAUUCUAACACGUGAAGAUAUUUUAAGAGAAUAUCUAACAUUUGUGACAGAGUACGAAAAUGAGUUAUCGUUAAGGUUAUCCACCCUGAAUGAGAGAAAUUACACACGAGAUAGGAUAGCUCGUGAUAAUUAUAAGAGCUUAUUAUUGCAAACAUCUAAAUUUAAGAUUAGAGCCAAUUCUAAUUGGAAAGAUUUUUACAUGGUUUUCAAAAACGAUAAGAAAUUUCAAGACCUUCUUGGAAGGAAUGGUUCUACGGCAUUGGAUUUAUUUUUGGAUUAUGUUGAAGAAAAAUCAAUAACAAUUAAAGGCCAAAGAGCUAUUGCUCAACAAAUAUUGAUUGAAAAUGAGUUUCAAUGGAAUGGUGACCGGGAUCAAAAUUAUACAACGACCAGCGAUGAACUUUCAAAAAUACUCUCAAACAAUACAUCAUUUAAGAAUGUAGAUGAAGAAGAUAUAAAAAUCAUAGUUGAUCAACUUAUUAACCUAAGGAAAGAAAAGAAACGAGAACAAGAAGAGCUAGAACAUCGCAUACAGGAACAAAAGAAACAUUAUUUCAAAGUGAUGGUCCAAAAUUAUCUUAGAACCAUUGGAAAGGAACAAUCAUGGGAUCUUGCAAAGGAAACGAUAAAAAAUACUCCGGAAUUUAGAGAACUUAACGAUGAGAAUACAGGGAAAUUGAUCUUUGAAGAAGUUCAAAAGUUCAUAAAGGAUGGAUUGGCAACAGUAACAGGAGCAACUAUUAACCAAAAGAAAAGAAAUUUGGAACCAUCUGUAAAACUAGAUUAUUGA